AUGAAGAUAAUGACGAGGUAUAGGAACAAUAAUUUGUUUCUAAUGUCUCUAAUAAGUUUUUUUUCAGCAUGCACCCUGUUACUUUUGUUGCUUUUCCAAGAAAGUGAAUGCAAUAAAGUUCAUGCAAAUGAUUUCCGUCAUGUUGUUGAAGCAGCAAGAGAAUCUAAUAAAAAAAAGAGAAAACUUACUAAAUUUGAUAAUACGAUCAUUGGAGAAAUUAAAAAAGAGUUAGAACUUUCGAUAGAAAAUGAAGAUACUUUUUACAAACGUCCAGAAAAUAUUAAGGAAUACAACACGAAAAACAACACAUUUGUCAAGUUAUGGCUAUCCGAUAUUGAUUUAAGAUACAGUGGAUCACUUGUUUUUGGUGGAGAUAUUUCUACCGUAAAAAGCCAAAAAACCUCUGAAGAAGGACAGGAAGAAUUUGAAAUAAAUAAGAUCAUCGAAGAAAAUAGAUUAUUAGACAAGUUAAAUUUACUAAGGCAGCAGGAUGUAGAAGUUACUGGUUUGGGAGAAGUAUCCCAAUUUGAUGAACUUACAAGAAAAAAAAUACUUGCAUCUGGUAUUCUAAUUGUUCCUCAUAAAUCCGAUGACCAUCUAAAGUCAGAAACUCAAAAAGAAGUAACAAAUAAGAUUGCUACUGUGCCUGUUGAACUAGAAGAAGAAGAUGAUGACACCAUAACUUUAAUCACUCCAAAACAACAGAUAACAGCAUUGGAAAUUCUAACAGGGAAUAAAUUGAUUCAUACUAUACAAUUAAAUAUGGAAGUUGAUGAAACUGUAACUGAAUCUAACAAUUUGAUAGAAUCUAAUGCGAGUCCUGAAUAUGAAGAAAAGGAUUUUCUUGAGUGUGUUGAAAUAAAAAAGAAUUUGAUACAAAAGAUAGGUAAACUGAAGUUAGAAAAUGCAAAUUUGAGUUUGCAUGCACAAAAACUUAAAAACAAAGAAAGAAAGACGAAAGAAUAUGGAAAUGUUCUGGAAAAUAUAGAAAAAAAUAAAGAAAGCUUACACAAUCACAAUAUCGAAUUGCUCAAGAUUGAAAGGAGAAUUCAACAACUCUCUGCAGAAGACAGAAUGGAAGAUAGAAAUCCAUUGGAAGAAAAAAAUGAAGUACUUCAAGAGAAAGAAGCAGCUUUGAGGAAAAAAGAGAGAAGAAAAGUAAUUAUUAAUGCCAUAUUGGAAGAAGCUAAAAGAAGGAAAUUGAUUGAACAGAAAAAUAAAGAAUCAAAGCGACUUAUAGAAGAAAAUGAACAUAAUGAAAAAAACGAUAUAGAAAAAAAAAGCGCUGAAUCUGAAGAAGCUACAAAACCUAAGGGAAAACAUCAAGAUUUGGGGACUGAAGAGAUCAGAAAGAUUGCAAAAAUGUUGGUCUGGUUACAAGAAAAUGACUCUAAGACUUUAGCAAGCAUUGAUACUAGAAAAGAAAGAGGAGCUUCAGCCAUUAAAAGCCUCAACAAGUUGUAUAUUUCAGAUAAGCAAAAUUUCCACAAAGUCGCCGAAAAGAUUAAGAACAAUUUUGAAGAAAAGGUUUAUGAAAAAAACCAACAAAAAAACGCCAACAAAGAAAACAGCCCAAAAAAAUAA
Molecule: messenger RNA, 1584 nt
Organism: Cryptosporidium ubiquitum
Lineage: Eukaryota; Apicomplexa; Conoidasida; Eucoccidiorida; Cryptosporidiidae
Exons: 2
Coding region: 1-1584 (527 amino acids)
Source: RefSeq, a predicted model, not a curated record